AUGGACAAAUUUGUGAUCCGUGCAGGCCGUGCAGCAGCAUCGAAAAUAAUUGAUAGUUCUCCCACGAGUUCUACGUCAACAUGUAGCGCGGUGAAAGAUGCCUCAGCCUUGGGCAAUUGUGACGAUGCUACUGCUAGUGACAUUAGUGUUCAGAAACAGAAUACAGCAGAAAGUGGAAAAAGGGGGCGUUCUUAUCAAGAACAGUGGAAAGAAAAAUACGCAAUUCGUGGCCAUGUCGAUGAAAAUUCCAACUAUCGUGCAUUAUUGGCUUUGGUUGCCGAGGAUAAUACAGAUUUGGCAUCUUGGCUUCAGCGUUCUAAAUACAAGUGGAUUUCUCAUGAUGUUACCAAUGAAUUAGGUUCAAUUAUGGCUCAUGAGGUGUUAAAACACUUAGUGAAACUCGUGAAAGAUAGAGACGCUCCAUAUUUUUCUGUCUUAAUUGAUGAAACUGCUGAUGUGACCAAUCAUGAACAGGUGUCUAUUUGUUUCCGAUUUGUAGAUGACGAUUUUGAGAUCAACGAAGUCUUCUUUGGUUUUUAUAAGACUGAAUCCACCACUGCUGAAACUUUGAAAAAUAUUUUGCGUGAUGUUCUCACUCGUUUUGAUAUUGAUAUUAAGUUUUGUAGAGGCAUUGCGACUGACGGAGCGGCGAAUAUGACCGGUGCUUUAUCGGGUUUGCAGGCAAAAAUUCGAGAAAUCGAACCACGAGUUAUUCAAGUUCAUUGCUUAGCCCAUUCGUUGAAUCUCGUUGUUCAAGAGGCAAUGAAAGUACAGUCAACUGUGAGAGACUAUCUCGCAACUGCUAAGGAUCUGAUAACAUUUGUGUGUGCAUCUCCAAAAAGACAGGCCAUGUUUGAAUCCCUACAAAUGUCAGAUGAUGAUACCUUGGACAAUGUAACUCAAACUCAUCGGCUUCGCCCUUUUUGUCCAACCAGAUGGUGCUGCCGAAUAAGUUCUUUGAAAACGAUUAUACAAAACUACGAAGAACUUGUAUUGUUUUUGACUGAAAUUGAAGGUACCGACAGAUCUGAUGUUGGAGCAAAAGUGAAUGGCUUCUUGAAGCAUUUGCAGUCUUUUGAAUUCAUUUUUAUGUCGUGUUUUUUAAUAAAAAUUCUUGAUCCUGUAGAAAUGUUGAACGCUGCACUGCAGAGUUCUUCAUUGCAUCUACAAAUGGCUAUGAAUAAUGUAGAUAAUACUAAAGAAUUAAUACAAUCCUAUCGAACUGAUGAGCAUUUUGAUGAGAUCUGGAAUUCUAGUUUAGGAAUGGCCGAAAAAUAUCAAGCUGGUGAACCAGAACAGCCAAGAAUGAGGCAAGUGCCAAAAAGGUAUGAUAGUGGCGCACAGCCCACUAGAUUUUUAAGUCCGAAAGACUAUUACAGACAAAUUUACUAUCAAGUGGUAGACACAGUGAUAAACUCCAUCGAUGAUAGAUUUACACAAGCGAGUACUUCUCAUUUAAAGCACGUUGAAAGUUUCCUUCUUAGAAAAAAUAAGGAAGAUGAAGACCAAGACUAUGUGACCACAUUUUACAAAGAUGACUUUGAUAGCAACCGUCUGAUUUUGCACAGAGAUAUGCUCUUAGAUAUUCUGAAGUCAAAGAGUGUUUCACCUAAACAUUUCGGUGAUUUAGUGGAGUACAUAAAGGCCAACGAAAAUAUUCGAGAGCUGAUCCCAGAAACGCAUAUCGUCCUCAAACCCACAAACAUUGCUAGUAAAAGCUCUUCAAUUGAAGAUGUAUCGCAACAAGUGGAUAUGCUCGACCAAGUCAGUAAAAAGAAUUAUAAUCCACAAUUUUUGCCAUAA
Photinus pyralis (common eastern firefly) is the source of this 1803-nucleotide messenger RNA. RefSeq lists its product as uncharacterized. The record is from RefSeq and is a predicted model, not a curated record. The coding region runs from base 1 to 1803 and encodes 600 amino acids. The transcript has 3 exons. NCBI's taxonomy places the organism in Eukaryota, Metazoa, Arthropoda, Insecta, Coleoptera, Lampyridae.